Molecule: messenger RNA, 492 nt
Organism: Triplophysa rosa
Lineage: Eukaryota; Metazoa; Chordata; Actinopteri; Cypriniformes; Nemacheilidae
Gene: nppb
Product: natriuretic peptide B
Exons: 3
Coding region: 12-389 (125 amino acids)
Biological process (GO): neuropeptide signaling pathway; negative regulation of systemic arterial blood pressure; receptor guanylyl cyclase signaling pathway
Cellular component (GO): nucleus; extracellular region; cytoplasm
Molecular function (GO): hormone activity; hormone receptor binding
Source: RefSeq, a predicted model, not a curated record
GAAGAGAAAACAUGAGAUCUUCUGACGUUCCUCUGACUUUGGGCUUUCUCUUGAUCUUCAGCGUUCAGCUCAUGAACGCUUUACCGCUACACCACACAGGGGCCUUAACAAGCCAGGACGUGGACGUGUUGAUGCUUCUUCUACAGCGUCUUGAAGAAUCUCGUCCUGCUUCAUCACGGGACCAGGAGCAGGAGCAGGUCAACAUUGAUCAAAUGCUCCUUCAACCCGAAACCGAGACGGAUGUGCGGGAGUAUCUGUCUGCUCGGGACCUGAAGACCGUCCGGCAGGACUCCAAGAAAUAUUCCGGCUGUUUCGGCCGUCCACUGGACAGAAUCGGCUCCAUGUCGUCUCUGGGAUGUAAAACUGCCGGCAGGACCAACAGGUCCUGAGAGAAAGCGAUGUCUUAACCUUCUGCGUCAUUCUACACGACAGAGUCCGGCCAUUGUUCUUAACUAUGCAUAUUUAUUGAGAUAUUUAUUCGAUUGUCAAGUU